AUGGCGCAGACUCAAGCCCUAACCUUCAUUAACGAGAUUCAAUCUCUCGUCUCCGAUAAACUUCAAGUGGUUUCGUACAAAUGGUUGAGUCGCAAUUAUAUGGUAUCGUCCGAUGAAGCGAAGAGGGUGCUUCAGGAGUUUGUGCAAAAGAACGAGGGUGAGUUGGAGGUGGUGUAUGCUUUGUCUGGUUGGUUAAAGAGCAACGAUCGUAGUUACCAUGUAAGGCUCGUUACUGGGCCGAAGCUUGCAGAAGCACAGAAAGAAUUUGAUGGGGAUUGUUCAGUUCAGGUAUAUAGUGUGCAAGCUAGCAUUCCAAAGGAUCCAGCUCUGCUUUGGAAUGCUGAAUUUAUUCAGGCAGAGGAACUCUUCAAGCAGCCCUCCUCAGACGACAAUUGUUUGAGGGAUAAUAGGUUCUGUGGGAUUUCCAAUUCUUUUGUACGAAGGAAUGUGGAUGCCUCGACAGUAUUUUCUGCAGCUCCACAACCAAAAUCUGCAGUAGGUGAGGGACCAACAAAGAUUAACGCAGUUCAACAAUCUCCUAAAAAUAUAGCACGUGAUUCUAUUGACAAAGCUGAUACCAAACGACAGAAUGUGAUAAAAGAAGUCAAGAGUGAAAGCAAUGGUACAGGAAAUACUGUAGUUCUGGAUAACAUCAAUAAGCCUACAGCAGCGAAAGAAAAGGCCCUACCCCUUCCCACAGGCAAAAAGAAAGUACAAGUUGAUAAAAGUGGUUCUGCUGCUGGAGGUUCAUUAACAAGCUUUUGGGGCCGUGCAUCUGCAAAACCGAAGCCUUCCACCACAUCAGUAGAAAAUAGUAGCACAGUUUCAAAUCCAGCUGAAUCUACUGAAGAUGCCCAAACUGCUUGUGUAGAAGAGUGUGACAGUGGUAAUGAUGAUAAUCAAAAUGUCUCCUUGAGAAGGUCAUCCAAUAGGAAAAGAAGAGUUGUCUUUGAUUUCUCAGAUGAAGAUGAAGAUGUUGUAAAUUUAGCAUCACCUGAUUUGCCAAAUAAACAAUUAUCUCAAGAUUCUAGACAAAAUGACAAAAGCACAUCGGAGAAAACCACUUUGAAUUUUGACUUGCAGGAAGAAAAUAAAUCAGGGGUUAAGGAAGAGAAACCAACUGACCAAAAGGCUCACCUACCACUGAGAGAAAAUUUAUCAGCUAUCAGCAAGUGCACAAAUACUGAAAAAUCAUCUUCUGAGAAGUUACAUAUAUGUGCUCCUGAUGUUCGUGUAAAUAAGGAUAGUGUAAACAAUGCCCCUCCUUGUUCACCUAAAAGGAGAAAAGUGAUGAAAACCAGAAUUGAUGAACGAGGCAGAGAAGUAAUUGAAGUAGUCUGGGAAGGGGAGGAGACAGUAGUGAAGAAACCUGACAAGGUUACAACAAAGAAAGCUGACAGUCAUACAAAUGCUGUCAAUAGUGCUCAGGCAACUAAGAAGCCACCAGCCAAUUCAAAUGCCAAAAAUGGAAAAGGAGGAAACAAGAAAGCUGGAAACAAGGAUACCAAACAGGGCAAUAUACUUUCAUUUUUCAAGAGAGCUUGA
This is a messenger RNA of Sphenostylis stenocarpa, 1545 nucleotides long. The record is from the annotation of a GenBank genome assembly. Lineage: Eukaryota; Viridiplantae; Streptophyta; Magnoliopsida; Fabales; Fabaceae.